AUGGGUGCCAACCCCGAAGAAAAGUCGGUCCUGCCGACGCGCCACCUUACGCCCGGCCGCCGGGACGCCACCCGGGCCGACGACAACGGCGCCGCUGCCGCUACCGGCGCAGGUUGGUGGAAGGUGAAGUUGUUCCGCGGCAUGGUCAACGACAUCCGCCGCCGGGCGCCCUUUUACGUCAGCGACUGGGUCGACGCCUGGGACUACCGCGUGGUGCCGGCCACGGUCUACAUGUAUUUUGCAAACAUCCUGCCAGCCCUGGCCUUCUCCCUCGACAUGUUCACGAGCACGGGCUCGACGUACGGCGUCAACGAGGUCCUGCUGGCCUCCGUUCUCGGCGCCGUCGUGUUUGCUCUGUUGGCGUGCCAGCCCCUGGUCAUCGUCGGCGUCACCGGCCCCAUCACCGUCUUCAAUUACACCGUGUACGACAUCAUGAAACCGACUGGCGUCAAUUACCUUGCUUUUAUGUGCUGGAUCGGGAUAUGGUCCUUGGUGUUCCACUGGAUCCUUGCCAUCACCAACUCGUGCAACUGGCUACGCUACGUGACGCGCUUUCCCUGCGACAUCUUUGGCUUCUAUGUCGCCUUCAUCUACCUCCAGAAGGGCAUCCAGGUGCUUGAUAGGCUGGGCGACGCCGAGCCCUUUUACCUCUCCAUCGUCGCCUCGCUCCUUGUCUUCAUGGUCGCCUACGCCUGCGCCGGGAUUGGCGGCAGCGGUCUGUUCCACCACCACGUGCGUGUCUUUCUCAAGGACUACGGUACGCCUCUCACCCUCAUUUUCUUCACCGGCUUCGUCCACAUCGGAAGGAUGCAGCCUGUUCAUCUGGAGGUGCUGCCGACGGGCAUCGCCUUCAUGCCGACGGCCGACAGGAGCUGGCUCGUCGACUUUUGGAACAUCGGUGUUGGAGACAUCUUCCUGGCCAUCCCGUUCGCCAUCCUGUUGACCAUUCUGUUCUGGUUCGAUCACAACGUCUCUUCUCUCAUCUCACAGGGGACCGAGUUCCCCCUCAAGAAGCCGGCCGGGUUCCACUGGGACUUGUUCCUGCUCGGCCUGACGACGGGCGUCGCCGGAAUCCUAGGCCUGCCGUUUCCGAACGGCCUCAUCCCCCAGGCGCCGUUCCACACCGAAUCCCUGACGGUUAGAAAGUCGCAGGCCGAAUUGGAUGACAAGGGCGAGUUCAAGGGCAGCUAUGUAAUCAAGGCCUCCCACGUCGUUGAGCAACGCGUCUCGAAUCUGGCCCAAGGUCUCCUUACGCUGGGCACGAUGACGGGCCCGCUGCUCGUCGUCCUCCACCUGAUCCCGCACGGCGUGCUGGCGGGGCUCUUCUUCGUCAUGGGUGUUCAGGCGCUCGAGGGCAACGGCAUCACGCUCAAGAUCCUCUUCCUCCUGCGCGAUAAGAGGCUGACGCCGCCGGGGCACCCACUGAAGCAGAUCCGACGGCGGCGCGCCAUCUGGGAGUUCGUCGCCAUCGAGCUCGUCGGGUUCGGCGCAACCUUCGCCAUCACCCAGACGGUUGCGGCGGUCGGCUUCCCGGUGUUCAUCAUGCUCCUCAUUCCCAUUCGUGCCUCACUGCUGCCGCGGUGGUUCUCGGCCGACGAGCUGAACGCGCUCGACGAGCCCACGGCGUCGCCUUUCACCAUGGAGGGCAUCGGUGGGGCGUACGGCAACGCGGACGCGGGCAACGACUCGGAUGGGACGCAGGUGUCUGGAGACAGCGAUGGCAAUGGCGAGGGCAGGCCGGGACCGGGAAACAGUGACGGCGUCUUUGCGCCGGCAGCCGCGCCGGGCAGGAGCCGAGAAGACGUGGCGGAGCUCGGGCAAUCCCAGAGCGUGGAGAGCGCGAACCCCACCACGAGAAGAGGUAGACACGCCGCCACGGCGAACUAA
Messenger RNA from Colletotrichum higginsianum IMI 349063, 1887 nucleotides. Its product is annotated as Anion exchange family protein. Gene Ontology annotation, cellular component: plasma membrane; fungal-type vacuole. Gene Ontology annotation, molecular function: borate efflux transmembrane transporter activity; solute:inorganic anion antiporter activity. NCBI's taxonomy places the organism in Eukaryota, Fungi, Ascomycota, Sordariomycetes, Glomerellales, Glomerellaceae. The transcript has 4 exons. Bases 1 to 1887 code for a protein of 628 amino acids. The record is from RefSeq and is a predicted model, not a curated record. Gene Ontology annotation, biological process: transmembrane transport; monoatomic anion transport; borate transport.